CUUGUUGUAUUCGAAGCGAGAUACACAUCGCCCGACGAUGCUGCUGGCAAUUUUGAGCCGACCAAUCUGGUGCGACCCAUACAGGAGCAGCACAAUAUUAGCUGCAGCAGCCAAAGUUUGGACGAUGAUCAACAGAUGCUUCUCGACAUCGAACAGAACAUAGCGAAUCUGGAGCGUAGUCUGAAUCGAGAAUCGGGUGGUGGCGCCGCAUCCAGUGGCAGUGAAUCGCAUGGCACGCAAAAGAAACGCCAUUUGCUGCGGCGCGUUAUGACCGCCGCGCAACACAGUACAACCAGCGUAUCGUCAAGCCGCCAAAGAAUCGAAUUAAAAUUUGACAAAUUUGGCAAAUCACCUACAACUGGUCGCAGCGGCAGUGUCACCACUCUACUCAGCACCACACCCAAUGCAAAUGCCACCACCACCAUCACAUCAACAACAGCGGGUGGCAGUAGUAGCGCCAGCGCACUUGCCGCUGCCAUGCGCCGCAGUGAAAGUCCACAGCCCAAGGAGAAGAAGCUUACCAUGCGUACGGUGCGCAACAUAAUGCGUCUAGGGCGCGGCAGGCAGACGUCACAGUCACGCGACAGCAGCACCGAGGAUGAAGGCAGAUCACCACUGAUUUUCGAGCCCGAUGCCGCGCACACUACAGCCACCUCAGCCACUGAGGCCGACACAGAUGAUGCUUUGCAUACACGCCGGCUAGCAGUGGAGCGUGGAGGUGCUGGGGGCAUGCCGCCAAGCACAGCAGGUGCUGACAGUGGGCAAUCGAAUCAAUCAAGCGAUGUUGACGAGCUACAACACUAUGAUAAAGGCAAAAUGAUCAAAUCAAUGACACGCGCUACCGACCAUCUCAAGUCACAGGAUUUUCAAGUUUGCAUUACCAUAAUUGAAGCUAGACAGCUGCCUGGCCUUAAUAUGGAUCCAGUUGUUUGUAUUCAAGUGGGCGAUCAAAAGAAAUAUACCAGCGUCAAGGAGAGCACCAAUUGUCCGUACUACAAUGAGUAUUUUGUGUUUGACUUUCACAUGCCGCCAGUGAUGCUAUUUGAUAAAAUUAUAACGUUAUCGGUUAUACAAUCCAGAAAAUUUUUAAGAUCUGGCACACUUGUGGGCUCAUUUAAGAUUGACUUGUCAACCGUUUAUGAUGCGCCGGAUCACCAAUUCUACCAUAAAUGGGCGUUACUCUCCGAUCCAGAUGAUUUCUAUAGUGGUCCAAAAGGUUAUCUAAAAUGUGAUAUUGGAAUAAUUGGCAAAGGUGAUACCGUGAAGGUGCCUCAAAAAUCUGAAAAAGAUCCUGACGACAUCGAAGCAAAUCUACUGCUACCAGUGGGCGUACCCAUCGAACGCCAACGUGCCAAAUUCAUUGUGAAAAUCUACCGUGCCGAUGGCUUGCCGCGCAUGAAUUCCUCGCUUAUGGCUAAUGUGAAGAAGGCCUUCACUGGCGAGUCCAAAGAUUUGGUCAGCCCUUAUGUGCAGGUUUCAUUCGCAGGAUUAAUGGGCAAGACCACAGUCAAGAAGAAUGCUUACGCACCAGUUUGGAAUGAACAGCUGGUGUUUACUGAAAUGUUUCCGCCGCUAUGUCAGCGCAUAAAGAUUCAACUACGCGACGCUGAUCCCAUGAAACCGGCCAUUAUUGGCACACAUUACAUUGAUCUCAAGCAAGUAUCCAAUGAUGGUGAUAGAGGAUUCCUUCCCACUUUCGGCCCCUCCUUCAUACAUCUUUAUGGUUCUACACGCGAUUAUACGUUACUCGAUCAACACUCCAACCUAAAUACCGGCUUAGGCGAAGGAGUCAGCUAUCGCGCACGUCUACUACUCGCCAUACGCACUGAAAUUACCGACAACAUCGAAAUCACCACCGAGAAGAAUGUCGAACUCGAGCCGGCAUAUCCGAUUACAGAAUCCUCGUACUCACGCAAUGAGGAAUUCUUUCUUUUUGGUUCUAUCAUUGAGGCCUCCAUGUUGGAUAAGAAAGUAAGCGAUAAAACGGUGUUCUUUGAGCUCAGCAUGGGUAAUGCGGGCAACUCGCUGGACGGUCAUAAUGAAAGCUUCUCUACAGCCACCGAUGAUGGUGAAGACGUCUGUGUGCUGGAGACAGUCGAUACCACCUCUUUUAGCAGCGUCACGAAUGCUUGUAAGCCCAUCAGUCACGAUAAGUCACACUAUUACCUGCCCUACUGGGACUAUAAGCCAUGCAUGGAUGUGAGAUGCACACUGCCCGAUCUGCGGCGACGUAUGUACAAUAGCAAUAUGCUGUCGAAAAUGUCGGAAAAUUUGGAAGAGGGCUUGACCAAAACGCAUAAGCUCAUUGAGGAGGAAGAUGUUAAGGCAGAAGUGCGUCUGCGCACCACACUUGAAGACUUGGCGUCAGCUUGCACGCGCUAUAUAAGUAUAACCAAAGCGAAUAUAACUGGACCGGGCAGCGGCAAGACUAAGUUGGACAAGGAACGCAUAAAGCUAUGUCAAAGUGAAAUCGAAACCCUUGGCAACUUGGCGCGCAAUCUACGCGCAUUGGUAACGCGUAGUUCACUUAAAGAGCGCUUCAAAACCGCACAGACGUUCCAGCAAAAACUGAAAUUCCUCAUCGACGAUCCUCAGCACUCAUUGCCGGAUAUAUUUUUAUGGCUAAUCGCUAAUGGCAAACGUUAUGCGUAUCAUCGCAUGUCCGCACGCGAUUUGAUUUACUCUAAUAUCGAGGAGGAAAGUGGUGUACAUUGUGCAAAAAUACAAACCAUAUUCUUGAGAUUGCCUGGCAAACAGUCAAUUGGUCCAGCCAGCUGGUUUAUACAAGCCAAGCUAUCUAUUUACCUAUGGUUGGGCGUUGUAGGUCAUAAGGGACACUUCUUCGAGGGUCUGCCUAUCGGUUAUGAUCUAUCACACGAGCUGCGUAAUGCGGAAAGGCCUGGCGCUAUGGCGCCAAAUAACAUCCAUUAUCUCGAGAAAUCUACCUUUCAGUUGCGCGCACACAUCUAUCAAGCGCGCUCUCUAAUUGGCUCCGACGCGUCCGGUCUCAGUGACCCCUACGCCACUGUCUACAUAACCGAAUUCGCUAAGACCACACAAGUAAUCGAAGAAACAUUGAGUCCCACCUGGGAUGAGUUGUUGGUUUUUGAUGAAAUUUUAGUAUUUGGCACCAAAGACGAGAUCAAGAAAGACCCACCUACCAUAAUCAUUGAGAUUUAUGAUCAAGACAAAGUUGGUAAGUCGGAGUUUAUUGGCCGCGCUAUUGCAAAGCCGCGCGUAAAGCUACGUGAGAAUGUGUAUACAACACCCACACUGGAAUGGUUUGAUAUUGUACGUGGGCACGAAAACGCUGGCGAAUUGUUGGCCGCUUUUGAAAUGCUCGAAAUCGGUUCCACCGAUAUGCCACGCCUCACCGAACCCAAACCACUUUCCGCCAGCCAACAAGAGAAGAUCAAAGACAAAAAUGCGUCUCCACCACCGGGCACCAUCUUUCCGGUGCCGAAAGAAGUACGUCCACACUUAGCGAAAUUCAAAUUAGAAGUACUCUUUUGGGGCCUGCGCGAUCUAAAGCGUGUUCAUCUAAUGUCAGUCGACAAGCCACGCAUCGAUGUUGAAUGUUCGGGCAAAAUACUCAGCUCGAAUAUUAUACAGAACGCAAAAAAGAAUCCGAAUUUCCCCAGCAUGUUAAAAUCCAUAGAAUUGGAGUUGCCGCUUGAGGAAACCUAUGCGCCACCAAUUACCAUACGUUGCGUAGAUUGUCGCUCGUUCGGCCGAUAUACUCUGGUGGGUACACAUCAAAUCACUUCUAUACACCGGUACAUAUACAAAGCCCCACCGAAAGAAGACAUCACCAAAUACAAAACCAUGGGUGGUCAGAUUAUUUUGUCGGCGCCCUUGAACGAGGAGGGAUUGAACAAUCUGGUCGAUGGCUUCAAUAUGCAAGCAAUGAUUGCCGCUAAUGCACAGCAAGCGAAUAUGAAGGACUUCUACGGCAAUCGACGUUCAUCCUGUGAUCAGUUUACGCUCUAUGGCGCGGCCUGCGUUACGAAGCUGGCCAAGAAGCAAGCAUCGAAAAAGAAAUCUUCGCAGGUGAGCAACGCGAAUGAAAUUAUUCAGGAACAGGACCAGGACGAUGAGCUUAGUCGCGAUUGGUGGACAAAAUAUUUUUGGUCUUAUGAAAGACUCAUCGAUCUAACUAAAACGGAGAAAACACACAUCUCUGAUAAAUUUCUAACUCCGCCGGUUAAUGCCACACCCAACAAUGUACAUAAAUUUGGUAUGAAAAGUUCAAAGUUGGUGCAAAAGUUGAGUCCAAAAAGUAUGACUGGCAUAGCGCGCGGCAAGCACGAACCGGGCAGCGAAAAAGUAUCACCCAAUCAGCAAACUAAUAGGACAAAUAUGAACUCAACAGCUGUGUGCCAGAUCUACCCCAACGAACUGGAGGCGAAAACAGAAUAUAACUAUUUCCGUGAGUGGCUACACUCAUUUGCGCUCUAUCGCGGCAAGAAGACCGGCGACUCCGCCGAGGAUGAUAAUCGCACCGUUGGCUUCUUUAAAGGCGCCAUCAAAGUCUACAAACUACCACCGCCAAAGGGCACCGAGCUGCCUAUACCCAACUUACCCGCCAAUGAUCCACUUCACGUGCUUGUGCGUAUCUAUAUAAUCAAGGGCACAGAUCUGCAUCCCAUGGAUCUGAAUGGCAAAGCGGAUCCAUAUGUUGUGCUGCAGUUAGGCAAUAAGCGAUUAUCUGAUAAGGAGAACUACGUCAGCAAGCAACUGAAUCCGAUAUUUGGUAAGUGCUUCGAAGUGGAAGCAACAUUUCCACAGGAUUCAAUGCUGACCGUGCAAAUAUUUGAUUGGGAUUUGGUGGGCUCGGACGAUCUGAUAGGCGAGACAAGAAUCGAUUUGGAAAAUCGCUACUAUAGCAAACAUCGUGCAACCUGCGGGCUAGCGCUGAGAUAUGAAGUCUGCGGCUAUAAUCAGUGGCGCGACCCUAUGAAACCCACACAGAUUCUCUCGAAGCUGUGCAAAGAAAACAAACUGGAUACGCCGCAUUAUUUUCAAGAUCGUGUGGCGAUCGGCAAGUAUUGUAUGACCUUCUCCGACGAAGAGGUAAUAGCAUGGAAUGGACCAACUACUUGUAGAAAUCGUGACGAGCAUCUGGCGCUGGCUGUGCUGCAUAGAUGGAGUGAGAUACCCAGAGUGGGGUGCAAGAUUGUUCCUGAACAUAUCGAAUCACGUCCUUUAUACAAUCCCGAAAAGCCCGGCAUUGAACAGGGAAAAAUCGAAAUGUGGGUGGAUAUGUUUCCCAUGGAUAUGCCGCUGCCAGGUCCACCAGUAGAUAUAUCGCCGCGAAAACCCAAAGAAUAUGAGUUGCGCGUGGUUAUAUGGAAUACGGACGAUGUGGUGCUGGAAGAUGACGCAUUCUUUACGGGCGAAAAGAUGUCCGACAUUUAUGUAAAAGGUUGGCUGACGGGUCCGCAAGAUAUGCAAUCUACGGAUAUACAUUAUCGUUCACUCACCGGCGAAGGCAACUUCAACUGGCGUUUUAUCUUUCCCUUCGAAUAUCUGGCGGCCGAGGAACGCAUUGUGCUUUCGCGUCGCGAAUCGCUAUUCAGUUGGGACGAGACAGAGGUGAAAAUACCAGCACGCUUGGAACUGCAAGUAUGGGAUGCGGAUCACUUCUCAGCAGAUGAUUUUCUUGGUGCCAUAUCCUUCAACUUGAAUCGUUUUCCACGUGGCGCCAAAAGCUCUAAGCUUUGCACUCUAGAUAUGCUCAAGUCAGACACCAAUGCGCCCACUGUGAAUAUAUUCAAGCAGAAGCGCGUGCGUGGUUGGUGGCCAUUUUAUGUGAAGAAGCAGAAUGAGGAGAUGGAGUUAACCGGCAAGGUGGAAGCCGAGUUCCAUUUGCUGACAAAGGAAGAAGCCGAACAGAACCCUGCAGGAUAUGGACGCAGUGAACCGGAUCCGUUGGAGAAACCAAACCGCCCAGAUGCCUCAUUCAUGUGGUUCCUAAAUCCGCUCAAGUCGAUACGCUACAUCGUGUGGCACAAUUACAAAUGGGCUAUUCUCAAGGCUUUACUGAUUUGCGGCAUAUGCUUGUUCUUCAUACUAUUCGUCUAUUCGGUGCCUGGAUACUCGGUCAAGCGUUUGUUGGGUGCCUAAGCUGGAAAAGACGGUGUGCAACGCACGAACGAUAGAGUUAAACAUUUUUGGAGGUAGAAAUUUAGGCGUAUAUUUUUCAAAAAGUUACAAAUAUUGGCAAUCAAAUUUUCACUUAACAUCAAAUUAAUAUGCAGGGCUUGUUGGUUAUUUAUACCGCUUUCUUUUCUACAAAAAAUGCUUCACUUCUAUUGUCCACCGGUAAUAUCCCCGAAUGCUCAAGUU
Rhagoletis zephyria (snowberry fruit fly) is the source of this 6348-nucleotide messenger RNA. RefSeq names its product otoferlin-like. Gene Ontology annotation, cellular component: membrane. The record is from RefSeq and is a predicted model, not a curated record. NCBI's taxonomy places the organism in Eukaryota, Metazoa, Arthropoda, Insecta, Diptera, Tephritidae. Gene Ontology annotation, biological process: plasma membrane organization.